Molecule: messenger RNA, 424 nt
Organism: Diachasma alloeum
Lineage: Eukaryota; Metazoa; Arthropoda; Insecta; Hymenoptera; Braconidae
Gene: RpL38
Product: 60S ribosomal protein L38
Exons: 5
Coding region: 16-381 (121 amino acids)
Biological process (GO): translation; protein-RNA complex assembly
Cellular component (GO): cytosolic large ribosomal subunit; ribosome
Molecular function (GO): structural constituent of ribosome
Source: RefSeq, a predicted model, not a curated record
AGCUGAGGAGUCCACAUGCAGCGACAUCCGACGACUGGGGCACAUCGUCUCGUGAAAACGGCCUUUCUCUUUCUUUUGACACAAGCGAACGGGUGCGUGAAACUUUUCUAUUACUCGUGUCACCAGUUUGCAAUCACAAACACAGACAAGAUGCCACGUGAAAUCAAGGAAAUCAAGGACUUCCUGCUGAAGGCCAGGAGGAAAGACGCCAAAUCUGUUAAGAUAAAGAAGAAUGCCGACAAUGUCAAAUUCAAGGUGCGUUGCUCCAGAUUUUUGUACACCCUCGUCAUUACUGACAAGGAGAAGGCAGAGAAGCUGAAACAAUCCCUCCCUCCGGGUCUCCAGGUGAAAGAAGUGAAGAAAUCUAGCGAGAGGAUGUAAUUCUGUUCUGUGCAUACAAUAAAAUUUUCAUAAACCCAAAAAA